CCCAACUGGCCCAUCAUCAGACAAAAGUAAAGGCAUUUCAACAAUUUAAAACCCUAAAACAACAAAACACCGCACCUCCAUCAACUCGGAGUCGCUUUCAACUCAACUGGCCGGAUAAAGCCGGCGGACUUGGUCGUCCACCGCCACAAACACUGAGAAACUCGUCCAGGGUUGCUCCAAUGGAGGAAACCCAAGAAAUUAAGGUACAAGAAGAAGUGGUUUCUGACAAAACAUCUGAACAGAAGGAAGAAGAAACUCGUGAUGAAAUUAUUUCCAGGCACAGGAAAGAGAUAUCACAGCUGCAGAAGAAAGAAUUUGAAAUGAAAAGGGCAGCAGCUAAAGGGAGCAAGGCUGAGCAAAAAGCUAAGAAAAAGCAAGUGGAGGAAGAGGUUUCACAACUAUCUGCUAAUCUCAAGGAGAAACAUGCCAAAGAACUGUCUGCAUUAGGCUAUAGCAGUGGCAACGGAAAUGAAAAGAGCAAUUUGGACAAUUUGGUGAAGGCCAUAGCUGGAGUAUCUGUUAGCAGUCAACCCGAGAAUACAAAGGUCAGCAAGGCCAAACAGAGGCGUGACAAAAAAGCUCAACAGGAAGCAGAAAGGGAACAGAGAAUCCAAGCGGAGCAGAAUGACAUUAUAAGUGAUCGCAUGAUUGAAAAUGAGAAACUGGAAAGGAAGUUGAAGCCUCUUGGUUUGGCUGUUUGUGAAAUUAAGCCUGAUGGGCACUGCCUUUACAGAGCUGUUGAGCAUCAAUUGGCCCACCUCUCUGGGGGUAAAUCUCCUUAUACGUACCAAGAACUUCGAGAAGUGGCAGCUGCUUACAUGAGAAAGCAUACAUCUGAUUUCCUUCCAUUUUGCCUAUCAGAGAAUUUGAUUGAAGGUGAUUCUGAUGAAUCAAUUGCUCAGAAGUUUGAAAACUAUUGCAAAGAAGUUGAGUCAACGGCAAUUUGGGGAGGACAACUAGAGCUUGGUGCCUUGACUCACUGCCUGAAGAAGCAUAUUAUGAUAUUUUCAGGGUCCUUCCCUGAUGUGGAGAUGGGGAAGGAGUAUAUACCAGCUGUUGGUAUCGGCUCGUCUAGUUCCAGUAUCAUGCUCUCUUACCAUAUGCAUGCUUUUGGGCUUGGAGAGCAUUAUAAUUCUGUUAUCCCAACAUGAUCAAAUGGGGCAUAAUAUAUCACAGGGAUGCUUUAUCAUAUCCCUUGUAGCAUUUUUAUUUACAGCCAGGCAUUUGGCUUGAAGGUUUUUUUUGAAACCUAAGAUGUGAUUUGAAUGUGCCUUAUAGUUGUACAUUUCUUGACUGUAAUUGAUAAUUUAUGGAUGAUCAUAUCGAUGAUUAUGUAGCAAAUGAUGGUCUUUUGGUAUCAAUUCAUUUUUGAGCGUUUUGACAAA
Messenger RNA from Cicer arietinum (chickpea), 1385 nucleotides. RefSeq names its product OVARIAN TUMOR DOMAIN-containing deubiquitinating enzyme 5. NCBI's taxonomy places the organism in Eukaryota, Viridiplantae, Streptophyta, Magnoliopsida, Fabales, Fabaceae. Gene Ontology annotation, biological process: protein deubiquitination. The record is from RefSeq and is a predicted model, not a curated record. Gene Ontology annotation, molecular function: cysteine-type deubiquitinase activity.